Molecule: messenger RNA, 1179 nt
Organism: Pestalotiopsis fici W106-1
Lineage: Eukaryota; Fungi; Ascomycota; Sordariomycetes; Amphisphaeriales; Sporocadaceae
Product: pectin lyase E
Exons: 3
Coding region: 1-1179 (392 amino acids)
Molecular function (GO): pectate lyase activity
Source: RefSeq, a predicted model, not a curated record
AUGAAGGCUUAUCACUCCCUUGCUAUUUUGGCACUCGUAGCGUUCCAGCGCCAUGCUACCGCCAUUCCGGUAGAAGGAGCGUCCUCCAUAAAGCGAGCCAUUUCUUCAGUUGUUAGUGGUACACCAAUGGGAUUCGCCUCCGCCGCUACGGGUGGUGGUGAUGUUGAUCCAGUAUAUCCAAGCACCAUCGAUGAGCUGAAGGAUUAUCUCGAAUCGAGUGAUCCACAGGUCAUUGUCAUAUCUGGCGAGUAUGACUUUGUCGGAUCCGAGGGCACCUCAUCCUACACUGCUUGCAACGCCUACUCUUGCACCCCAUCAAACGGCGGACAGGCUCUGCUCGACACCGUCAGCGGCUGUGGUACAACUGCGACGUAUACUGUAACCAUUGACACGGCUGGUUUCAGGGGCAUCAACGUACAAUCCAACAAGACUCUAGUGGGCAAGAAUGGUGCAACCCUCAAUGGAAAAGGUCUGCGACUUGUAAAUGUGGACAACAUCAUUAUCCAGAACAUUGCCAUUACCAACUUGAACCCCCAAUACGUCUGGGGAGGUGAUGCUUUCGUUCUCGCGGGAACCUCGAAUAUUUGGAUCGACCACGUCACCACUUCACUUACCGGCCGUCAGCAUUAUAGUUUUGGAUACGACGCCAGCACCUCGACCACCAUCUCAAACAGUUUUCUCAACGGCCAGACAACCAACUCGGCUACAUGUGACGGCCACACUGUCCGUGUCUCUAUAUUUGCUCUUCUAUACUUUGCCAACGUUUACCCUGCAACAGGAAACUACGUCUACUACACUUCGGGCCGCACGCCAGCUCUAUCCGGCACCACUCUGUUCCACGCCAUCAACAACGUGUGGUCCUCCAACUCUGGCCACGCGCUCGAGGGGACCACGUCCACCGGCUACGGCCUCUACGAGGGCAAUUACAUUGUCGAAAUCCCCACUGUCUUGGACUCUUCCUUUGCCGGCCAGUUAUUCACUUCCAACGCCGGCGAUGUAUCCAAGUGCGCAGCGUACCUUGGCCGUAACUGUGUUCCCAAUACUCUGUCCAACUCGGGCGCCUUUAGCAGCAGCGACACUGGUUUCUUGAGCAUGUUCUCUGGCAAGACUGUCCCGGCUUCCGCAUCGGUUUCAUCUAUUCAGAGCACUGUCCCUUCAUCAGCUGGAAACACGCUAUAA